Molecule: messenger RNA, 924 nt
Organism: Hemisphaericaspora subhashii
Lineage: Eukaryota; Fungi; Ascomycota; Pichiomycetes; Serinales; Debaryomycetaceae
Gene: PNP1
Product: purine-nucleoside phosphorylase
Exons: 1
Coding region: 1-924 (307 amino acids)
Biological process (GO): nucleoside metabolic process
Cellular component (GO): cytoplasm
Molecular function (GO): purine-nucleoside phosphorylase activity
Source: RefSeq, a predicted model, not a curated record
AUGGCCGAAAAUAUAACUCCAGAAGAAUACCUUAAAAUCAUCACCGAUGCAUCUAAUUCCGUUAAAUCGAGAAUUGAAGCAGAAAAACAAUUAAGCAACCCAAGGGUAAUGAUCAUUUGUGGAUCAGGUCUUGGAGGCAUUGCUGAUCAAUUACAUUCUGAACCAAGGAUUGAAAUCCCAUAUCCUGAAAUCCCGGGAUUUAAAGAAUCUACCGUUCCCGGUCAUGCAGGGAAAUUAUUAUUUGGAUUAAUUGGACCCAAAAAAGUUCCCGUAAUGUGUAUGUUGGGGAGAUUACAUUUUUAUGAAGGUUAUACUUUCCAAGAAACUACUUUACCUGUAAGAUUAGCCAGUAAAUUAAAUAUUGAAACUGUGGUAGUUACCAAUGCUGCAGGUGGUACUAAUCCAGGUUUCAAGAGUGGUGAUUUGAUGGUUAUUUCUGACCAUAUCAAUUUCCCUGGUUUAGCAGGAUAUCAUCCAUUAAGGGGUCCAAAUUUGUCCGAAUUUGGAACAAGAUUUCAACCACUUUCAGAUGCCUAUGAUUUUGAAUUGAGAAAGUUAUUUUUCAACAAGGCUAGACAUGAAUUGAAAUUAACUAGAACCAUUCAUGAAGGGACUUAUCUCUUUGCAGCUGGGCCAACUUUUGAAACUAGAGCAGAAGUCAGGAUGAUUAGAAUGCUAGGGGGAGAUGCUGUGGGGAUGUCUACUGUUCCUGAAGUUAUUGUUGCACGUCAUUGCAAUAUGAGAGUAAUGGCAUUAUCAUUGAUUACGAACACAGCUGUAGGUGAAGAACCACCAAGUGCGUUUGAAGAGAAUCCAAAGCCGUUAGAUGAAGGUAUGGCUAGUCAUGCUGAAGUUUUGGAAACAGCAGAUGAGGCAUCUAAAGAUGUUCAAAAAAUUAUAGAGGCUGUUGUUAAUGAAUUGUAA